AUGCCCGACUCCCGUGCCAAGAGUGCGCAUCGGGCGAGAAAUCAGGCGGACACACACGUGGGCACGGGCAAGGAUCCUCCCAAUGCUGGCUGGCAUCGAUGUCGCAGCUGCGAUGGGCCAAUACUCCCCACCGCCCAGAGCUUAGGGAGCUUUAGGUACGGGGCAGGAGACUCUGCGUCCUCGAGCAGCUCCACAAGUUUCACAUGCCCUGUGAGCCUCCAUAGGAUGUCUCAGCAGUCUACACAAGUGCCUUGCAGGGCCUUCACCCCCGACAUGCCUGGUCCUAACAGCAAUAGUUUUAGCAGUUGCACUAGUAGUAGCAGCAGUUAUUUUCGCAAUAAACUUGGUCGUGUCAGCAGACAUUACUCCACAAAGUCUCAGCGUAAGGAGGGACCGCAACCGCCGGAGGAAAGGCAGCAGCAAAAAGUAAUACACGGUGAGGGGGAGGAGCCAGACAAAAACGAAGAGAAAGUGCUAUCCUUGUCGAUGCCCCAAAUUUUUUUGUUUGGUGAUUCGAUCUCGCUGGACACUGAGGGGUUAGCCCCGCGUGUGGACGUGGCGAUGAAUAAGGACGCACCACUCAACGACAACAACACCGUCUGCACGGAACAGUCCUCCUCGCCCAUGUGGGCAACAGUACGCAACAAGCGCAGUCCCGAGAGCGCAAGUUGGUUUUCUGGACGCCCGAUUAUUGGCUUCUCGCCUUCAACACGGUCUGAAUUGACUUGUGUAGAGAUCAGCCCCUUUGAGAUGCCCGCCUUUCCCUCAUUGGACGUCUCAGGCGGGCGAAGCAACAAUGACGAGGUCGCCGUGCAAGACGAGGAAGACGGGGAGGGGGAAAAGGACCACAAGGGGCGGAUCCAGCUCCUGCCGAAGAAGGAAUUUAAGCCCAAGUGCAGCCUCGGCGCCGUGGGUGGAGACGCGCCUAUGCAGUUUCGAUUUUCCACCUCCCGUGACGACGCUGAAGCAGAGCGAGGGUGUAUGAAACGCGCUUGUUGCCCCCCGAUGCUCUUUCUCAUUCUUGGCUUCCUGGUGCCAUUCGUGAUUCAGGAGGUGUUUGUGGUGGCAAACCACCUUGCGACGGCUGGGCCGAUUUUGUGCGGGGGAGCUACCUCUAACUGCAAUUUAAAAAGUAUUCUUUUGUUUGUUUUCGCGUAUGGAAUAGAUCUCUAUAUUCCAUUCGCCUUUUUUACACCGGCACUGUUCUUUCUCUCCUACGACGCGGUUGUGAGGAAGGAGCAGGAACGAGAGUUGCAUGCCCACUUGUCGCGCUAUGCUGUGCCAGUCGACACCCCCUCUUCUGCCUGCGUCCGGGCACCCAACGGCGGGAUGGACGACUGCCCCCGAUCCGGCGGCGCAGAGACGCGAGAUCACUGCGAGCAAAGCGAAAGAUCCAAGCUUCGCUGGGACUUGCCUCCAUGCGUCAGUGUGUUGCGUCGCGGUUUCGUGUUUUGGGUGAUUGUUCUGACACGCUUUGUUUUCUUAGCCGCGAUGGACACCUAUUUGCCGUUUAUGACAAAAAUACCAGCAACUCUUUGGGGGCCCAUGCGUUUAGUAGCCUUGUCGUUACCGCUCAUGAUCUAUUCACUGUACGAGACUCGUCCCUUUCUUGCAGUGCCGUACGUCUUACUAGAUGCCUUUCCCCUGCUUUUUCAGCUUGUUCUGGGAAACAACACCAUUCCGACACGUAUUCGCUGCAUGACAGGCCCAAUGAUGCUGGUUAUCUUUGAAAGAAUUUGCUGGUACGUGUCUGUGGCAGCCAUGCCGAAGGACGUGCCUGUGGGAAUCAAGAUAGUCGUGAGCUCCACCUUUACCGCUAUUUAUUUUCUUCUGCUACUAGCGCUAUCACUUACUGUGGAUACCAGGCAAAAUUUUUAUGUGACGAUUGUUGUGGCCGUUCAGGUCCUAUUUUGGGAGCUUCUGUUUAAUAUUCUACUGUUGGAACUUCUUGCCCGUCGAUUAUACGUCCUUCUCAUGAGUUGCUUGUUUCAGCGAGAGGUGCGGACCCCCCGCGUGCAGGCAGCAGAUCCGACGAACAUAUCCACCCAGGUGCGUUGGCCCACGUUGCUGGUUGCGGUUGGUGCCAUUGUUCCAUUUUUUCAAUUUCAUCAAUGGCAUCGCCUCAUACCGUAUAGUGACAAGCAUGGCAAUGUGACGGAGGCGUUCCAGGUAUACGUUGCCACGUUCUUUGCCGUCAUAGGCGCCAUCAUCGUGGCCACCAUUAUAUCACUUCUCAUCCGCUGGAAGCACCAACUGCUCCGCAUGCCGUUACUCAUGGAGGAUUGGUUUCUGCUGCUCGUGUGGGGGUGUUACGUUUUCUCCUCGGUACCGUUGGUGUUGGCAGCAGUCGUCUAA
Messenger RNA from Trypanosoma conorhini, 2355 nucleotides. RefSeq lists its product as uncharacterized. The coding region runs from base 1 to 2355 and encodes 784 amino acids. The record is from RefSeq and is a predicted model, not a curated record. Lineage: Eukaryota; Euglenozoa; Kinetoplastea; Trypanosomatida; Trypanosomatidae. The transcript has a single exon.